This is a messenger RNA of Daktulosphaira vitifoliae (grape phylloxera), 1486 nucleotides long. RefSeq lists its product as uncharacterized. Bases 166 to 825 code for a protein of 219 amino acids. The record is from RefSeq and is a predicted model, not a curated record. Lineage: Eukaryota; Metazoa; Arthropoda; Insecta; Hemiptera; Phylloxeridae. The transcript has 2 exons.
ACGUGAACAAUUGACCGUUCGAAGUGCUCCCCAAUGAUAACGUAUAUGAGAGUACAUUAUUCUCCACGUUCGAACACGACUGUUUGCUACUGAACGCGCUGCCGACACCAUCGCCGCAUUACUGUGUUCAUCGUUCAACCGAGUUCAGGCUAGUCAACGGUUGCCAUGGAUCUCACAUACUUGAUAGUAGUCAUUAUUGGAGUAUGGUGUACAGUACCGUCUAGUUUAUCUUUACCGGCACCAUCAGAAUCGUCUACAACGUCGCCCUCGGAACAAUCAUCGUCUUCGUCGCCGCCACCGCCGUCAAGCAACAAGCGAGGUCGUUCGUUGUUCCAUCAACCGUCGUACUUGGAUAAUGUUGAUUACAAUUCGCUGCACUUUAACGGCGGCGGGUUGCAAAACGAAGAAGAAGACCUUCUGUCCAAUAGAGGGCUACCAGCAAAGCCAGACUCACCCGUAUACUUUAUACGAUUGCCGCCUCAACCUUAUGUAUUCGUUCCUGGUUACGGUUAUGUCAGUCAGCCGACAAGGUUGGAGCCUCCUCCGUUUUUACAAAGGCCGACAUCACCAUUCCUCAACUUGCCUCUAGAAUACGUAUCCAACGCCAAACCCGUAGGCAUGUACACCCUCCCACAGAAACCACAAAAGCAGAACAAGCCUAAGCCACAGCGACGACCACCAACCACCACUACUGCACCAGAUUCCAAUAUUUACAACUUGAACAAAGGUCCAUACGAUUUCAACGGGAGACCCUCUGACGUGUUCCUAUUACAGAGUGCCUACGACAAUCUUUACUCCGAAGUACUUCAGAAUAUUUAUCCUUAAUGCGUUUCACACGAUUUGCGCGAGAAAUCGUCGACUUUAAAUUUCAAAUCAAAAAUAUACUUGACGAUAUUGUUAUGACACGCUGCGUACUUUAUUUAUAUAUUAUUUAAAUAUUUAUUUAUUUAAGGUUGUUAUUGUUAAUUAAAUUUUUAUAAUUUAUUUUUUUUAGAAAUAAUUGUGUUAAAAAUAUUAAAUAUAAACUUUCUUGCGAACUAUUAUCAUUGUAAAUAUGUUUAUAUUUUAUAAACUUCGAAAAGAACGUUACAAUCUAUCCAACAUUUCUUAAUGACAAAACAAAUGUUUUCUUAUCAUUGUUAUCUUUAGAAAAACACGAAAUGUAUUUAAAGUACUUAUAUUUAAAUAAUGAAAUGAAAACAUUUUUAUUUCUAGAACCGAAAAAUAACAACAGAAUGAAUAUUUCUUCUUGGUGUUAUUUAAUAAUUAAAAUUUACCAGUAAUAUAUACUCUAAUUAUUAUAUUUAUAUUGUGUAAAUUAAAAUAUAAUAUAGUUAUUCCAAUAUUCAUUACAAUUAUAAAUAGAUUUUAAUAGAACAUUAUAUUAUCAUUUGUCUUCAGAGGUGGUUUAAGGUAUUUUGUUGCCCCUUACAGUACAGAUGUAUAGACACCGCCUUUUAUUUUUUUAAUAAACUUUUCUUUCUAA